ACCGAAAACCCCAAUUCAAGACCCAUAAACCAAAAACCCAAAAUGGCAGAAGCAAAACAACCCCAUUUGAAUGGAGCUUACUACGGCCCACCAAUCCCACCACCCCAAAACUACCACCGCCCCGGCCGAGGCCCUGGCUGCUUAGGCUGCUGCGGUUGUUGCCUCUUAAACUGCCUUCUCAAAAUCAUCUUCUCCAUAAUUAUCGUUCUGGGCCUCAUUAUUCUGGUCGUUUGGCUUGCCUUACGCCCAAACAAGAUCAAAUUCUACGUUGUAGACGCUUCUCUCACUCAAUUCAAUCUUACUGGUACGACUCUCCGUUACGAUCUCGCACUCAACAUCACAGUCAGAAACCCAAACAAGAAAAUCGGUGUCUACUACGACAGUAUCGAAGCUAAAGCAUACUAUGAUGAUAUAUUGUUCGGUACUGAUACUUUGAGUCCUUUCUAUCAAGGUCAUAAGAAUACUUCUAUGCUUAGUCCUGCUUUUCAAGGAGAGUCUCAGUUAAGCUUGAGUAGUAAGGCACUGUCGGAGUAUAAUACAGAGACGAGUGGUGGAGAAUACUAUGUGGAUGUGAAAUUGUAUUUAAGGGUUAGGUUUAAGAUUGGAAAAAUUAAGACUUCUCGUAUGAAGCCUAAGGUUAAGUGUGAUUUGAAGGUUCCUGUUGUUUCUAAUAGGAAUUCUGCUGGUGGGUUUGGUACUACCAAGUGCGAGAUUGAUUUCUGAUCAUCCUCCACGAUAUUCCAGAGUUUUAGAUUUCU
Messenger RNA from Telopea speciosissima, 758 nucleotides. RefSeq names its product NDR1/HIN1-like protein 3. Lineage: Eukaryota; Viridiplantae; Streptophyta; Magnoliopsida; Proteales; Proteaceae. The transcript has a single exon. The coding region runs from base 43 to 723 and encodes 226 amino acids. Gene Ontology annotation, biological process: defense response to other organism. The record is from RefSeq and is a predicted model, not a curated record.